ACAUGGUAAGCCCUGACCCCCUCCCCACAGGCAAGGCUGUGCAGGGAGCAGCACCCGGGGCUGUGGAUUAGGGAGCAGCCAACAGACACAGGGGACUGCCCACAGCUUGAACCCAUGCCAGGGUGUGGGGCACAGACAGCCGGACAGACCCCAAGCCCUGGACUGAUGCAGGGGGAGGAGCGAGGUCCAGUCUGCUCCCAGGGAGGACCAGGAUGCCCAGGUGCUGCCAGCUGGCCACCCUCUAUGACCAAGUUCCCCCACUCCAUGGCACCACUGCCCCCUGCCAGCAAGCCACACGCCUGCAUGUCAGUGGUGGUGAUAGUCUCCACCAUGGUGGCGGUGGACGUGUACCUGAUGGAGCUGAGCGCUGGAGCGCAGCGGGCCAGCGUGUUGGCCCUGGCACUGGCAGGUGAUCUGUGCUUCCUCUUGGUGCUGCGCUAUGUGGGGGCAUGGGCGGAUGCCGAGCCCCGGACCCCGCGGCAUGGCUACACCAUGGCACUCUGGUUCCUCUUUGUCUUCACCCUGGAGAUCAAGCUAUACUUCAUCUACCAGGGGUACCGAGCCGAUCGGCGCACCCCUGACCUGCUGGCCCGCCGUACCCUGACCCUGCUGCUCUCCAUCUGCAUCCCCUCCCUAUACGUGGUCCUAGUGGCCACCGAGCACUUGGAGCAUGUGGCCACCUUCCGGCGCAAGGAGGAUCUGCGCGGCCGGCUCCUCUGGGUGGUGGUGGACCUGCUGGACCUGCUGGAGAUGCAGGCCAGCCUGUGGGAGCCUCAGCGGCAGAGGCUGCCACUAUGGGCCGAGGGCCUGACUUUCUUCUACUGCUACAGCCUGCUGCUGGUGCUGCCCUGCGUGGCACUGGGCGAGAUGGGCCUGCCUGCCCCACCCCACCUCCCACUUUACCCGCUGCUCAGCCUGCUGGCCGUCAACCUGACCACACUGGCCAUCCGGGCUGCUGACCUGCUGCUCUACCGCGAUCAGCGGGUCUCCUCCAUCUUCAUGGCCAAGAACCUACUGGCCAUUGUGCUCAAGGGGUGCACGGCACUGCAGUACCACAGAGCUGGGGCCGCUGGGCCCAGGGAGCUUCCCCCUGGGGACAUGCCAUGUCACACUCUUCAGUGUGGAGGCAUGGACAGCACCUCUGGACCCAGGUUCAUCCCCCGGGAGUUCUGAGUGCGCAGGGAUGCUGGAACACCCACACCCUGAGCUGGAGGGACACUGGCUGUGAGCAUGGGGCCAGAUCCCCAGCUGGUGUUACCCAGCAAAGCUGCCCUGAUGUAAACUGGCCCCCAGGCUCCUUCACACCCAGAGGAGGGCUGAGAUCACAAACCUUCCUUGGGCACAAACCACUAUUCACUAAGGGAUGGGACUAGCAUAGAAAGGGGCGAAGGGACACCAGCAGUGCUGGGGUGGGAGGCAGGAUUCACCCCUGCCCUUUGGGCUCCACUCCUCCCUGCAGGCCAUGGUGCACCACCCCUGCAUGCACUCAUCUCCCGUCUGUGCGGAGCUAGACUGAGACACAUGGGUCCACACCCAGCUGACCCAGUGUCAAGCCCAGGCCGCAGCACUGGAUGGGCCCAAUGGGUGGUGCCAGCUAUGGUCCUGACAUUUGGAGAGGUAGGGGGCACAUGCCCGGGCCUGGCAGCUCCAUGCAGGACAUGGGGACAGAGGUGAAAUAAAGAGGAGCUAACACACAACAGACCUUGGAUCCCAGGGUGCAGAGUCCUGGGGUUGCAUGCAGGGGUGGUGCACCGUGGCCUGCAGUCACCACCCCAUGCCCCCAGGGGAGCGCCAGCCCCUGCCAUUGGCAAAGGCCAGGCUGUGGAGGGAUGGAGUUCUGAGUACCCACCUCUAUCAGCCAGCAAGAGGGGAGGGGAAGGGAGAUGGGAGUAAACACAAGGGGCUGGGAGCCAGGACUCCUGGGUUCUGUCCCAGCUCAGUCACUGACUCACUGUGUGACCUCAGAGAAAUGUUUUGUCCCUCUCCUGGCCCACAGUUUCCCAUCGUAGAGUUCAGGGCAUUCCCAUCCCAGUGGCAGGUGGUUAGUGAGUGACCUCUGAGAGCAGGCUGUGAAAUCCCCUAUGAGGGGCUGUGGCCCCCUCUCCCAUCACUGGGGAGAGGCUCACACAUUGGCUCCUUUAGAGCCAGGCCCAGCCCAGCACCCCAGCAAGUCCUGGCUCUGUGCUUGGGCUACCCCAUCCCCUCCCAGCUAGAGAGAAGGGACCUUAACACAGACCCUUCCCUGCACCCAUCCUGUGCCACUCACCUGCCCCAGCACCGGAACAUGGCCACCUCUGGGGUGGGCACAGGGGCUGUUUAUAUAGCGCUCCCUCCCCAGCACCCCUUGGAGGGCAAAGGGCCAGUGCCCCCUUCCCUGGCCCUGCUGUCCCAGGAGUCGGGGGAAUGAGGUAAGGAAACAAGCAGAAUGAACUCACACUGUCUUUCCCCAAGGGCACAGUCCCUGAUCUGGCCCCAAACAAGGGGGCCUGGCUGGGGACUCAGGGCUGUUGGCUCAUAUUUACAGCAAAAGCCUUUUGUGGGUUUUGCAGCAACCUCCAGCCCCUUCUCCAGAGCCGGGACAAUCCCAGCUUGGGGGGCAGGAUUCAGAGGGGUCACCCCAUGGCCCUGUUACAGUAGGGCACCACAUGGGGCAGCAGCAGUUGGAGGGGCGGAGGCAGCCCAGCAGGGCUCUUCACACUCCCAGCAGAGGAGAGUCCAAGUGCCCUGCUGCUGGGCUCUGCCAUGCCAGGAAGCAGCAUGGUCUUGGGGGAGGGUGCACUGGGCUGGGACUCAGGACACUGGGGUGCAAUCCCCGCCACUGAUUCCCUGCAUGACCAUAGAUGACUUGUGGCUGCUCUGUGGGCCUCAGCUCCCAGCUAACAGCCACCCUACCCCUGCCUGGGAGCUCUUUGGGGCAGGUGUCUUGGUAUGGGGCUAUGCAGCCCCCAGCAUGACGAGGGCUGAUCUCAGGCGAGGGGUGGGGUGUGUGUGCAGCGCCCAGUAGAACGGUGCCUCUGGGCUCCACCUUUGUACAAGCAGCAGCAGCUACAGACGGGGGGCUCAGUGUGAGCCUGGGGCAGGCAGGGGGCAUUCUCAGCCAUUCCAGACCGGCCCCUCUUUAGCCAUUGUCUGAACACAGCCUGGAGCCCCAGGAGCAGCAGACAUGACAACAUGCAGGUGCAUUGUUGAGCAGCGCUUGCUCUAAGUGGUGGGAUCGGGAGCAUGGCGGGAGCUUGUGCAGUCAGAUGUCAAGGCCAGAAGGGCCCAUUCACAUCCUCUAGUCUGACCCCUGGGCUGGAUAAUCUGCCCAGGGAUCCUGCAGCCUGCCCAGAGCUGCUUGUUGAGCUGGAGUGGAGCUUUUAGAGAAAGACACCAGGGCUGCAUUGAGAUUCCAAGCAAGACUCCCUUCCCACCCCACCCCUGGGGCACUUGUCAGAAGGGCAGAUCUGCCUCCCUCUUAAACAAUGGCCUAAGAAUGCAUCCAGGCAUCUCUUCCAGGCCCUUGACUCUUGCUCAGCCUCUGUUGGUGACAUUAAUGAGCUCCCUGCUCCAGAACCGCCCCCACCCCACGCGGAAGGGCUGAGAGACUGAAUCACAACCCCUUGUGAUUCGCGAGUGCCCCAUGCCCAGCCUGGCUGCCCUGAUUGGGCCCAGAACCCCAACACAAAGUUCAGUAGAGCAAUAUUUCUCUGUCUCCCCCCCCCACCACCAAGGAGGAGGAUGCUUCAAUAUUAGAGAGCUCAAGAGCCAGUAGAGGGACGACCCCACAGGAGACUCAACCCUAAAGGGCUCCGUGCCCCCAACUGUGUCUCCCAAUCAUGCCUGGGAAGGCUGGAUCUCUUCCUGCCCACAAACACUGUGUCCCGGUAACAGGCGUAAGAGGAAAUCCUUUCAUAAGCUGGGAAGCGGCCCUGACAUCUGCAUCCAGCCAACAAAUGGGAGGAGGCUAAAGACCCCGUACUGCAAGAUUUGAACCACAGAUCUGGCAGCCUUAAGCAGCCCAGAGUGAGAGCAGCUAACCCUGGUCCCACAUUGUGAGUAGCCACAGGGGGCAGCAGGAACCCCGCGGAGGGGAUUAUUUUGGAGCAUGGCUGUCCCAGAAGCACCUGCUGUCCUUGCAGCGAACCUCAUUGCCCCACACCACUGAUUAAACACAGCAACCAUCCCCAGCAUAACAGCCCCCCGGAUUACAUAGCCAGUGAGGGGCCUGGCCUACCUGCCCG
Messenger RNA from Dermochelys coriacea (leatherback sea turtle), 4223 nucleotides. RefSeq names its product transmembrane protein 121-like. The transcript has 2 exons. The coding region runs from base 115 to 1173 and encodes 352 amino acids. The record is from RefSeq and is a predicted model, not a curated record. Lineage: Eukaryota; Metazoa; Chordata; Testudines; Dermochelyidae.